Linum tenue is the source of this 2810-nucleotide messenger RNA. The record is from the annotation of a GenBank genome assembly. Lineage: Eukaryota; Viridiplantae; Streptophyta; Magnoliopsida; Malpighiales; Linaceae.
AAUCCAUAGCUUAAUUGGAAUAAAUAUAUUAACCGAGAGUCCCACCCUCCCUUGCCUUCCCUCUCCUUUUAAUCUCUUCGUUUCGGAUCAGUCACCCAACCAACCAACCAUCCAUCAUCGCAUUCAUUCACACCCCCAACCAAUCCUCCAUUCUCGGUUUUAUCGAAGCCAGGGAAAGCUCACUCUCGAAAGCAACCCAAUUUCCCCCCCAGAGAGAAACCCAGAAAGGCGCAGGCAUGGCGAAGAAAGAAGUCGCUUUCAUCGGGGCAAUUGAUCAAGGCACAACCAGCACCCGAUUCAUCAUCUACGAUCAGGACACCAAAUGCAUCGGAUCUCACCAGGUCGAGUUCACUCAGUUCUACCCUGAAGCCGGAUGGGUGGAGCACAAUCCACUGGAGAUUCUGGAGAGCGUCAAAAUCUGUAUGGCCAAAGCCAUGGACAAGGCUACCGCCGAUGGCCAUAACGUCGAUGGCUUAUUGAAAGCUGUUGGGUUGACCAAUCAGAGAGAGACCACUCUCAUUUGGAGCAAGUCCACUGGCCUUCCUCUCUACAACGCCAUUGUUUGGAUGGACGUACGCACCAGUGCUAUUUGCAGGAAAUUGGAGAAAGAAUUCUCUGGAGGAAGGACCCACUUCGUGGAUACAUGUGGGCUGCCAAUCAGCACAUACUUCAGUGCGCUCAAGAUACUCUGGCUGUUGGAAAACGUUGAUGCAGUUAAGCAAGCUGUUAAAACUGGGGACGCCCUUUUUGGAACAAUUGACACUUGGUUGAUCUGGAAUUUAACCGGUGGAAUCAAUGGUGGAUUGCACGUCACUGAUGUCUCCAACGCCUCCCGCACCAUGCUGAUGAACAUCAAGACUCUUGAUUGGGAUAAGGCCACAUUGGAAGCUCUGAAAAUCUCACCUGGGAUCCUUCCCAAGAUCGUUAGCAACUCUGAGGUCAUUGGCAAGAUUGAAAAAGGCUGGCCGAUUACUGGCAUACCGAUUGCCGGUUGCCUGGGAGACCAACAUGCUGCCAUGGUUGGACAAGCUUGUCGAAAGGGUGAGGCCAAGAGCACCUAUGGAACUGGUGCCUUCAUACUACUCAACACCGGAGAGGAAAUUGUUAAGUCGAAGCAUGGGCUCCUUACCACUUUGGCAUACAAGCUUGGUCCAAAUGCGCCAACGAACUAUGCUCUCGAAGGUUCCAUUGCUAUUGCAGGAGCUGCAGUACAGUGGCUCAGGGAUAGUCUUGGUAUAAUUAAGAGUGCCAAAGAGAUUGAGGAGUUGGCGCUGAAGGUGGAGUCAGCUGGGGGUGUUUACUUUGUCCCGGCUUUCAAUGGGCUGUUUGCUCCGUGGUGGAGAGAUGAUGCUCGUGGUGUUUGUAUUGGGAUCACGAGGUUCACAAACAGGUCUCACAUUGCCCGAGCUGUGUUGGAAAGCAUGUGUUUUCAGGUGAAGGACGUGCUGGAUUCGAUGCACAAAGAUGCAUCUCAAAAAGAUGGAAAACAGAAGGGAGGAGAGUUUUUGCUUAGGGUGGACGGUGGUGCUACUGUUAACAACCUUCUUAUGCAGAUUCAGGUUUGAGCUUCUGGGGCCCUUUUUCGCUUGCUAUGUUUUGAAUUUGAAGUACCUCGUGCAUCUGAUGUCCUCAAUAAACACUUAUCGCUUGUCUAAUUUUUGCAGACAAAUAGAAAUUAUAAUAAACUCGUUAGGAAGGAGUGUUUUAUGUUGUUUUCACUAGGGGUAGAGUUGACAAUCAAGUUGGAUUCAACAAGGAAUUAGUGCAUUUUAGGACUCAUUUGCUCUGUCUAGGUUGGUCUAUCAGGGAUGAAUUGCUCUGCAGAAUAGCAGCCACUUUUCCCCCCGGAGAAUCAUGGAGUCACUUAUCAACCAAUUGGUGCCGUGCAUGUAAAUUUAGAUCUUCUCAGGACACGUGGAUCACAACUUGUUUUCCACAUUUUGGGGACAUAGAUAUUGUUGUAUAGUCUGUCCUGAUAAAUUUGAUUAUCUUUUUCAUGCACUUUAACUUCUAGACCACUUAUCUGAGGUGGAAAAGGUAACCAUGUUCUACUGGUUUCAGUCUACUGAAAAUAGGGAAGAGCCAGUACAGUGCCAACUCUCUGUAGGUUGUUUUAGUUUUAGAAACAAAUCCUAUUUUCUGGGCCUUUCAACCAUUCUUGUUAUCUCAUAUAAAGAGAACUAGUUUGUUCAAAUUUCCUGUGUACUUAAUUACUUGAUUGAAAUAGGGGUAUUUGGUAUAGAACUUAUGGUAGUACCAAGCAUUAAAAAAAUCUCUAUGUACUCUGUCAGUUCUCAAUUCAUGGAGAUGAAUGAAUCUCGAAAGAAGAAGGCAGACUUGCUUGGGAGCCCUGUGGUGAGGCCAGCAGACAUAGAAACAACAGCGCUGGGAGCAGCCUAUGCAGCGGGUUUGGCCAUAGGAGUAUGGAAAGAAGGCGAGAUCUUCGCCUCUGGAGGGACGAGCAAGACGGACACAACUUUCCGCCCAAACCUGGAGGAGAGCUUGAGGAAGAAGAAGUUGGAGUCUUGGGGGAAAGCUGUUGAGAGAACGUUUGACUUGGCUGAUCUCUCCAUAUGAGAAACUGCAGGGAAGAAACAAAGAAAAGAUACACGUGUUUUACAUUGUUAUAGUUACAACUUUGUCUUGCCUUCUGCCCACUCGAAUAAAUCAGUUGGCAAGCUUUAGACGUUGGUGAUAGUUGACUUUGGUUGUAGAGGUUUAGUAGAUACUUUGAAUGGAAUUAUUGAAAGAAGGGGGUUUAUCGUCUCUUUGAAGUGCUCCAUUCGUCUCUUUUUUUGUAAGUAGGUCGU